AUGAUGAAUAUAUCAAGCUGGCUACUAGAUGGAGCUAAAGAAGUGGGUAGAUCAGCAAUAAGUCAAAUGUAUGAUUUAGGCUCAAGUCUAACAUCGUCUAUAGCCGGCUCAGCAGGGAAAGUAAUAUACUCGAUCAAAGACAUGAUUUGGGAUCGUGGCCUUUGUUACAUGUGCAAAAGUAGCCAAAUAAUUGAUAUACCUUGCAAACAUUGUCUUUGUCGAUUUUGCCUAGUAAGAUACAUCUCAAUCAUGACAGAAAAUCAAGAUUGCGAUUUUGUCCCUUGCUUUAUAUGCAAAUUUCCGAUUUCAGUAAAUAUUGAUGAAAUAAAUGCAAAUGAAGAAUGUAAAGAUCCUGAGGAGGAUAAGUCUUAUAAUAUAGACUCAUCAGAAAAUAGCAAUUGCAUAGAUGCGAAAUCAGAAGAAGUUCGAUGUCAAAAUCGUUCAUCUUCAAUCUCAAGACCACCUCCAAUGUUUCUCUGUGAAAUUGAUGGAGAGCAGCAUAGUAUGGAUGAUGCUUUCACCUUAGAAUGUGACCACAGAUUCUGCAGGUCUUGCAUUGAGCAAUAUAUAACUAUUAAAAUCGAUUCUAAUGAGCUCAGGGAAGAUCAAUUAGCAUGCCCAUUGUGCAAUAACCCAAUCACUGUAAACGAAGUAUUUGGAGCAGUCCCAUACAAUAAAUACAUGCUUUAUAUAAAUAUCAAAGAUCGAACAGCCAUUGUUGAUGGCCAUCCUGUGAAGCAAUGCCCAUAUUGCGAGAUAUUGAUAUCUAUCCCAGCAAAUUUAAAAAAAAUUGUUUGCCCGAAUCCACAUUGCAAAAAAACAUAUUGCCCUCAAUGCAACAAGAAUUAUCAUCCUGGUAAAAGCUGCCAAGAAAUGAAUAAAGUCGAAGAGGAAAUUCCAGGCAUCGCGAAAUGCCCAAAGUGUGGGGAAGGGUAUUUCAAAGACGAUGGCUGCAAUUUUAUGACUUGCAGACGAACGUGCCAAAACUUUACUUGCUUCUGCUUUUUAUGUGGAAAGAAGCUAAGUAGAAGUCAGCAUUAUUCCCACUUUCAGAAAGGGGGACCCUUUGGGCAGUCGUGCAAUACUCUUGAUGGUAUAAAAGAAUAG
This is a messenger RNA of Blepharisma stoltei, 1107 nucleotides long. Lineage: Eukaryota; Ciliophora; Heterotrichea; Heterotrichida; Blepharismidae. The record is from the annotation of a GenBank genome assembly.